AGUCGUCAUUGUCGUUUUACGCGACGCAUUAUUUCUCCUGUCCGAAACUCCGACGCGAUCUAGCUUCUAUAGCUUUGCCUUAGACUUAGAAUGUGCGCGUACUUUUGUGUGUGUUGAAAAUGGCUCAAAAUGGCACUGAGAAAAUUAAAACGUCGACAUCUGUGACAAAUUUAAAUGUGGAAGAUAAUAUUUUAUUAAAUGAGGAAACUUCGUGUGGGAUAUGGUUUGUCAAGGGUAGUUUUCUGCAACGGUUUGCAAAUAAAAAGGCGUAUGUUUUUCUGUAUGGGAUUUUGGGGUGUUUGUUUUCGGCUACGUUUGCGUAUCAUAAUGGGACGAUAACUACGCUUGAGAAAAGGUUUAAAAUUCCAAGCAGGAAUUCAGGAAUUAUUACAAUUGGUAAUGACCUAAGCACAAUGAUAGUCUCCGUAGUAGUAAGUUACUACACAGAGCGUAAACAUCGUCCUCGAUGGAUAGCACUAGGUUUGUAUACGGUGGUCAUCUAUUGCCUCUUGACGGCAUCACCUCAUCUGCUCUACGGCGCUGGAGACGACGCAUUGUACCUGACGAAGGAGUACGGCGCCGAUUUCGACGAAGAUUCCACAUCUUUUUCAUCCUUGCCUUCUUCUUCAUCAUUGCACUCGGCGUCUGUGGAGAGGCGCACGCUUUGUUUGCGCGACGCGAAUGCCUCGCACGUUGAGUGUGAAGUCGAAGACGGAAAUUACGCGCCGCAGGCGAUCUUCUUCAGCGCACAAUUUAUUUCCGGUAUUGGUGGGCCACUCUACUAUACGUUGGGACUUGCCUAUCUGGAUGAUAAUGUCAAGAAGUCUAAGACGCCGGUUUUUGUCAGUUAUUCCUACUUUUUGCGAAUGUUGGGUCCAUGCAUUGGCUACACUCUUGCAUCCUUCUGUUUAAAAAUCUACAUCUCCCCUACGUUGACGCCAACAAUCACAAAUGAUGACCCUCGAUGGUUAGGCGCAUGGUGGCUCGGCUGGAUAAUCCUUGCCACCCUUAUUUUUAUUUUCGGUUCUCUAGUUGCUCUCUUCCCGAAAACAUUACCGCGUGCUGCGGCACGUAAACUACAACGACAAAUCUCACACCAAGAGCACGUGGAAAAUGAGUUGCCUACAUCAUUCAAAGAUAUGGGAGUAACUUUUAAAAGAAUAAUAUCCAAUCCAAUAUUAAUUACGAAUAACCUAGCGGCCAUUUUUUAUUUUAUUGGUUACAUGCCCUACUGGAUAUUUUUGCCAAAAUAUAUUGAAACACAAUAUAGACAAUCAUCGCCAGCGUCAUCUUUGAUUACUGGAACUGUUGGGUUAGUGUUUAGUGCGAUAGGAGUUUUGUUAUCUGGGAUUAUUAUUUCGAAAUUUAAACCGAAAGCAAGAAAAUUAGCAGCUUGGAAUGUGAUUGUUGGAGUGAUAUCCAUUGCAGGGAUUUAUUCCUAUGCAUUUUUGGGAUGUGUGGAAAGUGAUAACAGGGCACCUGUGGGACCAACAGGAGAAAUAAACCCGAUAUUACCAUGCAACGCUGAUUGCGGAUGUGAUUUCGACGUGAAAUACAGCCCAGUUUGUUCUACAGACGGAAGCACCGGCUUCCUCUCAGCGUGUCAUGCUGGGUGCACCCAUCAAACAAUGAUCAACGGCACCAAACACUAUACAGACUGUUCGUGCAUACCCACAUCUACCGAAGAUUCUAACCAAACUCACCAAGAUGGAGUGGCGAAGCAAGGAAAUUGCGCUGUGGACUGCACAUCAAAGUUUUAUAUCUUCCUCGUUGUUGUAUGUUUGCUCAAGUUUUCGGGAGCUACAGGGAAGGCUUCAAAUUAUUUAGUUACAGUCAGAAGCGUUGAAGAGAAGGAUAAAGCUGUUGCGAUGGGUUUCAGUCUUACUAUGAUGAGUUUAUGGGCUUUUGUACCAUCACCAAUAUUAUUUGGUAUUAUAAUAGAUAAAGCUUGUUUAUUAUGGGGUAGAACCUGCACCGGAAAUGGUAAUUGUUGGUUAUAUAAUGGCGAAACUUUACGCCAUACCAUGAACUACACAGCAGCGGCAUUCGUCGCAAUUGGAACAUUUUUCGAUGUUGUGGUGUGGUAUCUCGUCAAGGACCUGAAAAUAUUUGACGAAGAAAUCACUGAACUUGAAUAUGUCAAAGAUUUUAUCAAACUGGAAGACGAAGUCAAAGACACCGACGUAAACCAUUCAACGAAAUAAUUAUAUAUAACAUAACAUUACAAUAAAUCCAAACAAUUCAUUAAUUGUAUUCAUAAAAACAUAAAUAAAAAUUAUAACGUGCUA
Molecule: messenger RNA, 2288 nt
Organism: Dalotia coriaria
Lineage: Eukaryota; Metazoa; Arthropoda; Insecta; Coleoptera; Staphylinidae
Product: solute carrier organic anion transporter family member 74D-like
Exons: 7
Coding region: 120-2204 (694 amino acids)
Biological process (GO): transmembrane transport; sodium-independent organic anion transport
Cellular component (GO): plasma membrane
Molecular function (GO): protein binding
Source: RefSeq, a predicted model, not a curated record